GCUUUAACUUUCCUCGAGGGGCGAAACCCAUCCAUCCUUAUCAGGUCCAACACCACUCACUCCCAUCAACACAUCAAUAUCAACAUCAAUAUCAAUAUCACUACAUUAAAAUACCAAAAUCAUGGCAAGCCCUUCAGAUCCAGAUCCCGAUUCAAACAACCCACACCUACCCCUACAUGAAGAGACGCCUCUCCUCGUCGAACAGAGAGCACAACAUGAACCGGAGGUGUCCGGUGAUACAGCGUCGGAUUCGGAGCCGAAGCAGCCGAGAUCGAGGAGCUGGUGGCUUUGGAGGGUGUUUUGGGGGGUUGUUGGGUGUUUGAUUCUUGCGUUGUUUGUUAAGGGGUGGGUGGAUGCUGGGGGUGAUGUUGAUGUAUGUUUGUUUCUAUCUGUGUUCGAAAUCUUGGGGAAAAUGAUUGGGAUGGAAUGAAAUGGAUGAAUGAAUGAAUGGCGAAAACUGACAAAAUUGUUUGGGUCUAUAGUUUGAUUUGAAGAAAGCUCUCAAGCGGGCACUAGGAGGUGGAUUGAGUGGUGCUGCAGCUAUGGUCUUGCAAGUUUUGCUUUUGAUGGUAUGGAUAUUCUAUUCUGUUUUGUCUUGAUGUAGAUGGGUUUAUCAUGUGAGGAAAGGACUAAUUCAUUAUAGCCACUGAGAACUAUCAUGAACUAUCAAUACAGAAGAGGAGGAACAUUCACGACUACAACCAAGACUUUAUACCAAGAAGGUGGAAUGAGACGGUACUACCAGGGAAUCGGAGCAGCCCUUUUCCAAGGUACAUACAUAUCUUAUACUCACCCAACUUCCCUAUUUCACAAAUAUAAAAAUCUAACCUCAUCCCCAGGACCACUUUCCCGCUUCGGAGACACAGCAGCCAACGCGGGAAUCCUAGCUUUACUUCGAUCAAACACCUAUCUAAAAGACCUCCCCUCGCCAAUAAAGACCAUCUUCGCGGCUGUAUGGUAAACCACCCCCCUUUCCCGCCCAAAGAAGAAAUUUCCUCCAUUCCAUACAAAGACUAACCCAUCACCACCUCAAAGCGCCGCAACCUUCCGCAUGCUCCUCACACCAAUCGACACCCUAAAAACCACCCUCCAAGUCCAAGGCGCGCCCGGAACCCGUCUCCUGCGCCAACGCAUCCGGGUGAACGGGGUAGGGAGUCUAUGGUGGGGAGCGAUAGCUACAGCAGUCGCUACAUUCGUCGGGUAUUAUCCCUGGUUCGGCACGGUUCGCUCCCAUCAAUCUCAAAAAUGAACCAUAUCACACUGAUAUAUAGUAUCUUAGUACAACUUCCUCAUAGCCUCCAUCCCCGAACCACCAAAGCAGCAGCUCUUACAGUGGCUUCUCCGUCUAGCAUUCAUCGGCUUCACCGCAUCCGUCGUUUCGGAUACGAUUUCGAAUUCCCUAAGGGUUGUGAAGACGUAUCGGCAGGUUAACGAUACGAAAGUCACCUACAGUAAUCCCCCGUUCCUCACAUUCUCUCAUUGUCGUCACUAACUUUUAGCAGUCGAAGCUGCGAGACUAGUGAUUCUUCAAGAUGGCAUCACCGGCCUCCUAGGACGGGGUCUCAAAACUAGGAUUUUGUGUAAUGGACUCCAAGGCCUCCUUUUUUCGAUCUUGUGGAAGAUAUUUUUGGAUUUGUAUGUUUGACUUGACGCCCUUGAAAAUGGGUAAUUUGGACUUAUCGUGACUAACUUGUUAUAGAUGGGAGAAGAAGACGAGUUCAUAGCUCUGG
This is a messenger RNA of Hymenoscyphus albidus, 1730 nucleotides long. Lineage: Eukaryota; Fungi; Ascomycota; Leotiomycetes; Helotiales; Helotiaceae. The record is from the annotation of a GenBank genome assembly.